AUGUACCCGAAAUUUUAUUUACCCUUAGCCCUUGUUGGUGCCGUCUUCUUUACUUCCUGCACCGGCACACGUUUGAUGAACAGCAACAAUGUAGCAGCGUCAGACUUUGCAAUGAAUACCGGUGCCGCCAAGUAUGAAUUGCCUGAAAACAGGAAAGCUGUUUUUGUAGGUCCACCGGAAUAUAUUCCUGAGACACCUGCAGCAAAACCCGCUAUCACUAAUAAUGUUAUUGCAAAAGCAGCAGUUACCAAACCCGCAGUGCCAAAGAUUAUUGAGAAGGGUGGUAAGUAUGUUUAUAUUCCGCAGUCUUAUAUGAGGGUGAAAGAAGAAGCUGGUACAGAUAAAUAUUCUGCAGAAGCCCUUAAUAAAAGAAUAAAGACCCUUAGGAAAUUUGCGAAGGAAAAUAACUAUGAUACUACACUAGCUUUUUUUGUUGAUAUGGAAGUUAAAUCGGGCAAAAAGCGUUUCAUGGUAGUAAACCUGAAAAACAAUGAAGUAAUUAAAGAAGGACUGGUAGCUCAUGGCAAAGGCAACGAGCGGUUUACUUUCGACAGGCAGUUUUCUAACGAUGGCGGCAGCAACUGUACUUCAUUGGGUAUCUACAGAAUUGGUAAGUCAUACAAUGGUGCAUUUGGGUUAUCGUUUAAAUUAUAUGGCCUGGAAAAAACCAACUAUAAUGCACUGAGAAGGUAUGUAGUGCUGCAUUCAAUGGGCAGCAUUCCUGAAGAUGAAAGCAAAUGGCCCAUUACACAAUCUGAGGGUUGCCCGGCAGUAGCACCGGCUUUCCUGGAAGAACUGGCUCCUAUGCUUGAGAAAAGGGAAAAAAAUGUAUUGAUGUACAUCUACUUCGGAAAUAAAUAA
This is a messenger RNA of Ostertagia ostertagi, 861 nucleotides long. NCBI's taxonomy places the organism in Eukaryota, Metazoa, Nematoda, Chromadorea, Rhabditida, Trichostrongylidae. The record is from the annotation of a GenBank genome assembly.